AUGGUGAAAUAUUAUGGUUACUGGGCUCCGUCACCCGAUCCGAUUUACAAAUUUCAACCUUUCGUCGAGGAUUACGAGGAAACCGAUGAUGAAGACUAUUGGCUUUUCGCGCUUGGUCCUCACACAUCGCAGGGCCCUUCCACUGGCCAUCCCCCAUUGCUCGGCCCUCCGCGGGGCGCCGCCUACUUCAUGGGCUACACACACGAACCGUACGGGCAGCAUGCUUACGUGGAGCAAAUGUCGGCUGGUGGCUCGAAUGGGGAUGGGCAAACGGCGAUCGGCGGCUAUUUCAACCAGCAGCAAUAUCAAUAUGCCUACCACGGAGCACAGUAUUACCCCGGCUACAGUUACACGCCGUAUGGAGGCCCGUCAGCAACAGCUCAGCAACAGAGCGGUGGAGCGACGAUCGGUGGUGCUUAUGCCGCAUACCCAUCACAAUCCACCGCCUAUCGACCCUACCCUCAGCCAUCGCCUCCAAAUCGGAGAUCAAGGACGGCUCCGGCGAGGAACCGGCCCACAGCUCCGCCACCCCCUUUGCCCACCUAUCCGACAAUGCAACGAACGAUGAAGCCACGGGGAUACAGUGCUGAUCCAUUGGAGAGAAGUCGAUUUGCGUAUUCGGGUCCUUUUAAAAGACCGCAACCGUUGUAUAGGAAAAGGAGAGAUCCCAGAGGUGGAGGAUAUUUUCAGGAAACCGAUUUCGGCGCCGGUGCCCCGAUCGACUAUGGGAUGGGCUUUCAGCGCCCUGUUUACCCGCCUUACCUCGAGCAAGGUGUGCCAACGACAAUGCGACGGAUACGACCCUACUAUGCCCCGUCCUACACAACGUAUCCCCCAUCGACAAUGCAUCGGCCAAAGCGGAAGCACAAACCCGAGAAAUAUCCGAUCAUCUUUCGCGCGGUGCUGAAAGCGGCGCAAUUGAUAAUCGGUGCUGCAAUUCUUGGCUUGGUGCUGUCACCAAUGCGGACGAGUCCCGGUUUUCAUGCGUUUGUUGUAAGGACAAAAACAGAAUGGCAGGGAGCCGUCGUCGGCAUCACGGCCACAUUUUCGAUUCUAACGCUAACGCUUUUGGCGACGAGUUUCUGUCUAGCGCACAAGGUGGCCGCGUGGAGGAGAUUUGAUGCGUUGAUCUCGAUGGCGGCGGCUUUCUGCUACCUUGUCGCCGGCUUCAUUGAGGCGUAUUUUGCGGCCUGCUAUCCGCCGGACGGGAAGAAUCUAAAUCUCGUCUGUCAUCGACCGGAAUGGAUUAUUGCGACGAUUUUGGUCUUCAUCAACGUCGUCGCUUAUAUAAUCGAUUUCUGGCUAGCCUGGGCCGCUGGAGUGACACUUUUA
Molecule: messenger RNA, 1332 nt
Organism: Mesorhabditis belari
Lineage: Eukaryota; Metazoa; Nematoda; Chromadorea; Rhabditida; Rhabditidae
Source: the annotation of a GenBank genome assembly